AUGGCCAAGGGCGACGCGUCAAAGCCUAAGCCGGUACCCAACAAGCACCUGCAUUCGCGCAUCUCCUAUCUCUACCAAGCCGCCACCUACCUGGCCAACCAGCACGCCAAGCCGGCGGACAAUGGUAACACUGAGGAAAUGGACAUCGACGCCAAAGCGGGAGGCCGCCCUGUGACUCAGCACGAAGAGCCUACCCAGAACGCCUUCCCACCAGGUCUGCCUUUCUACUAUGCGUCUCACCUCCAAUCUGUCUCUAUGAAGACUCAAAUUCGGCUCUCACAAAACGUCAAGCAUUCCAUUUGUAAACGCUGCAGUGCUAUUCUGAUCCCUGGGAGCACCUCCUCGAGCAAGAUUGAGAACCUGAGUCGAGGGGGCAAGAAGCCCUGGGCUGAUGUACUCGUCGUGGAGUGCAACGUCUGCAAGGCACAGAAGCGCUUCCCUGUUGGAGCUAAGCGGCAACUCAGGAAGGGCGAACGAGCGAAAGUUGAGAAAGCAAAGCCAUCAAGCACGAGUACGGGCAAGAAAGUUACAGCAGCAGCGGGUAUGGAGGACAGAACAUCAAUUACGCCACUUGUGGGAGAAGUCAGCCUGGGUACGCCAAAGUGA
Messenger RNA from Lasiodiplodia theobromae, 606 nucleotides. Its product is annotated as RNAse p rpr2 rpp21 subunit. Lineage: Eukaryota; Fungi; Ascomycota; Dothideomycetes; Botryosphaeriales; Botryosphaeriaceae. Gene Ontology annotation, cellular component: nucleolar ribonuclease P complex. Gene Ontology annotation, biological process: tRNA processing. The record is from RefSeq and is a predicted model, not a curated record. The transcript has a single exon. Bases 1 to 606 code for a protein of 201 amino acids.